Messenger RNA from Truncatella angustata, 771 nucleotides. Its product is annotated as enoyl-CoA hydratase/isomerase. Gene Ontology annotation, biological process: fatty acid beta-oxidation. Bases 1 to 771 code for a protein of 256 amino acids. NCBI's taxonomy places the organism in Eukaryota, Fungi, Ascomycota, Sordariomycetes, Amphisphaeriales, Sporocadaceae. Gene Ontology annotation, cellular component: mitochondrion. The transcript has 5 exons. The record is from RefSeq and is a predicted model, not a curated record. Gene Ontology annotation, molecular function: enoyl-CoA hydratase activity.
AUGACAAAUUCCAAUGAACUUGUAACCUCCAGCACGCCUGUGGCGAGUGUGAGGGUCAUUGCAUUCGACCGGCCAAAUAAGAGAAACGCUUUAUCGCAAGCGCUCAUCGAUGACUUCUUAGGAAAGCUUGCCGCAGCAAGAGAUGAAAUUGACAUCAAAGCGAUUGUGAUUACGGGAAACGCAUCCUGCUUUUCAGCCGGUGCCGACAUCAAGGAAAUUGCAGAGCUUAGCACAGAAGCCGCACAGAGAGGUCGUUACCUUGAAGACCUCUGUAGAGGUAUGGAUGCAACCCGUAAGCCAUUGAUCGCUGCGGUAGAAGGCAUGGCUCUUGGCGGCGGAUUCGAAGUGGCGCUCAUGUGCGACCUCAUCUUAGCAUCAGAAAAGGCAUACUUUGGUUUGCCAGAAGUGAAGAUUGGACUAAUUCCCGGCGCUGGAGGAACUCAGCGACUGACGAAUGCGUUGGGCAAGUAUAAGGCUAUGCAGAUGAUCCUCUUUGGAUCAACUAUAAAUGCGAAGGAGGCAGAAGCUUAUGGGCUAGUCUCCCAUGUAUAUGAGCCCGGGUCGGUGUUGGAGAAUGCUUUGCAAGUCGCAACCCAACUGGCGCAGCUCAGUCCUGGAGCGCUGUCGCUAGCCAAGGAAGCUAUUUGCCGUUGCGACAAGAAAGGUCGCGACGACGAGUUCGAGCGCAGCUUGUAUUAUUCGGCGUUCAGUUCUUCGCACAAGACGGAAGGAAUAAGCGCUUUUUUGGAAAAGCGGCCGCCAAAGUGGUGA